CGGUUUUUCCCUGAAAAUGGAAGUUGAAAGGAGAAGCAAGCAAAUGUUCAAACAUUAAAAACAAUAACCAAAUAAAGAAAUCCUGAACUACUAUUUCAUUAUCCCCAAGAAAAACGUGUUCCGUCUCCUGCUCAUUGAUAAGAAUACCAUUCACUUCUACUUUUUGAUUCACAAAUUCAACUGUAUACUCAACCACGAAGACGAUUGCUUCGCAUGAAUUCAAAUGGCCGCUUAUGCGGCAUGUAAACGGGUCGGGUAUUUCGGACCUAAACUCGGAGCUCUUUCAGGACGCAACCAAUUCCACGGCAGACUCAUUUCGAACCCUUCUUUCAAUGGCAAGCGCUUAUUCCUCGUCGACACUCUAGCUCUUGUGAGAAGACUGGAAGCACAAGGGGUGCCUACGAAGCAAGCUGAGGCUAUUACUGCUGCUAUUACUGAGGUUUUGAAUGACAGCUUGGAAAAUGUUGCUCAGACUUUUGUUUCUAAAGAAGAGUUACAGACACUUGAGAUGAUUCAAGAAUCCAAGUUGUCCAAAUUUAAGUCCGAAGUUCAAAGCUCUCAGGAAAUUCAUGGAUUAAGGGCUCAGUUGGAAGCUGCAAAAUAUGAUGUAAUAAAAUAUUGUAUAGGUACCCUUGUCUCUAUAUCUGCUGUUGGUUUGGCCGUAGUCCGUAUUUUGAAGUAAGUGGCUAGAGUACAAUGCUAAUUAUUGAUAAAAAAAAAUAUUGUUGUUCAACAUCCUUGCUGCUCAAUGGAUAAAGCAGAGUUGUAUGACCCCUAAAUCUCAAUCGCAUUAGCAGACAUUAUAAUUAUAGUGGACUCAGAUAAACGUG
Messenger RNA from Nicotiana tabacum (common tobacco), 830 nucleotides. RefSeq lists its product as uncharacterized. Lineage: Eukaryota; Viridiplantae; Streptophyta; Magnoliopsida; Solanales; Solanaceae. The record is from RefSeq and is a predicted model, not a curated record. Gene Ontology annotation, cellular component: mitochondrion.